Acaulospora morrowiae is the source of this 1567-nucleotide messenger RNA. Lineage: Eukaryota; Fungi; Glomeromycota; Glomeromycetes; Diversisporales; Acaulosporaceae. The record is from the annotation of a GenBank genome assembly.
AGUUUCCUUCUCGGUUAUCCUUUCGGCUACAAAUAUUAAUAAUUUUCGACUAAAAAAAGUUGAUUCAACUGUCGGUGAUGGUUCUGGAGAUAUCAAAGGUGCUGUAGAUGUUAACUUGGUAGAAAGUAUAUAUAGAGUGUACGUAUGCGAACCAGGGACCGUCUUCUUUAGCGAGGUCGCCAGGUCACGCUUAAUUAUAAAAAAUCUUCCAAAGAAUUUGACCGAAACAAAAUUUCGCGAACAUUUCGCGACAAAAGGAAGAGUGACUGAUGCCAAGAUCAUGAAGACUCCAGAAGGGACAUCCCGGUGUUUCGGUUUCGUCGGGUACAGCACAGAACAAGAGGCAAACAACGCAUUGAAAUAUUUUCAUAAUACUUUUAUCUUUACUUCACGGAUAGCCGUAGAACGUGCAAAACCUGUUAAUGAUUCGUCAUUGCCACGGCCAUGGAGCGCGCAUAGCUUGCGAGAGUUUAUCGAAGUUAUGAAACCAAGAUCGAAAUCAAAGACUUGGGCAAACGACGACUUGACAGCCUCGGAAAACCAGGAAAGUAAGAAUGGAAAGAAUAUUAAGGAAAUUAUUAAAGCACAGGAAGGUUCGGAUGAUGAGCUUUAUCAGGAUAUGCCAACAAAAUCAAAUGAUGCUGGGAAAGUUUUGAGCUCGGAUGAUGAGGAGGAUAGUUCUGAUAGGUCAGAUGAAGACGAUGAUAAAUUAAAAGAUGUCAAGAAUUCCGUGUCCGACACCGAUUGGCUCAAAUCAAGAAUGAGAAGAAAGUUAGAUUGGGUUGCGGACGAUGAGGAAGAUGAAGAGGAUUCUUUGUCCGAAGGUGAAUCCAAUAAUGCUGGAAACAUUAGAAAAAAGAGAAAGGUCGAGUUUGCGGAUGAUGUCGAAAUUAAUGAUUCUGAUAACCAACAAAGUCCCAAGGACAAAGAUUCGAUGAUGCAAGACGAGAAUCCUCAUAAUGAGCGUAGCAAUACUGUUGAUGAGCUGCCACCGGAAGAAUCUAUUGGUGAAACUGGUCGCUUGUUUGUUCGUAAUCUACCUUACAUAUGCACAGAAGAGGAUUUGCGGAAAGAAUUUAACAAGUUUGGACCACUCGCUGAAGUUCACAUGCCACUCGACAGGGAAACCAAGAAGCAGAAGGGAUUCGCUUACGUUCUAUACCACAUUCCCGAACACGCUGUGAAGGCAUAUAUCGAACUCGACAAUAAGUUUUUCAUGGGACGAUUACUACACAUCUUGCCUUCGAAAGAAAAGCCCCAGUCACAACAUCAAGAUCCAAGCAAGUGGAGCUUAAAGAAGAAAAAGGAAAUGAAGUUAAAGAGUCAGGCGACGAAUGACUUCAACUGGAGUACGCUUUACAUGAAUAGCGACACCAUUGCCGAAUCGAUCGCGCAUCGGUUCAACAUUAAAAAAUCGGAUAUCCUAGACCCAGAGUCCGACAAUUUGUCCGCCCGCCUUGCUCUCGCGGAGACACAUAUCAUUCAAGAGACAAAAGCUUACCUGGAACUUAACGGGGUUACAUUGAAUUCUUUUGAAAAAAAAGAAAGGAGCGACACUGUGAUAUUA